Molecule: messenger RNA, 512 nt
Organism: Drosophila mojavensis
Lineage: Eukaryota; Metazoa; Arthropoda; Insecta; Diptera; Drosophilidae
Product: attacin-A
Exons: 1
Coding region: 81-458 (125 amino acids)
Biological process (GO): defense response to bacterium
Cellular component (GO): extracellular region
Source: RefSeq, a predicted model, not a curated record
AGAAAUCCGUCGUCGACAACAUCAGAGAUACUUGAAUCGCUUAAGCAUUAACAAUUACCUAAUUUUUAGAUUAUUAAAAAAUGGAGUGUCAACCAAGUGGGGAUCCAAAAACGGGAGCAGCUUCGGUUAAUUGUGGAGUAAAAGCCGGAGAUGAAAAAGUCAACGCACGUGCCGGAGUUUUUGCUACGACCAACAGUACUGCCGGACCCGUCACAAAGGGCGUUUUUGGAGCAGUGAAUGUAAAGACCGAAACAGGCCAUUCAGCGACAUUGGGUGUUAACCAUGUGCCCAAGUUUAAUAUGACCGCCGUGAAUGCCAGCGGCAGUGCCAAUCUCUACACUUCGCCCAGUGGCAAUCUAAACGUGGCUGCCACAGCGAACGCAUUGCGCCACACCAGCGGACCCUUCAGGGGUAAAUCCGAUAUGGGGUACGGCUUAAAUAUGCAAUAUAAAUUUUAGAAAGCCAAAAGUCGAAAGUUGUAAAAAUAUAUGUAUUCAAUAUUGAAAUAAUAA